Molecule: messenger RNA, 988 nt
Organism: Trichosurus vulpecula (common brushtail)
Lineage: Eukaryota; Metazoa; Chordata; Mammalia; Diprotodontia; Phalangeridae
Product: piggyBac transposable element-derived protein 1-like
Exons: 6
Coding region: 65-988 (307 amino acids)
Biological process (GO): regulation of DNA-templated transcription
Source: RefSeq, a predicted model, not a curated record
UUCGAGCGCCCACUCAUUUUCAGGGGUGCAUACCCUGGGAGGGUUUGUGAUAUUCAGUCUCAAGAUGUCAGAAGGCUUUUCUGUCCCAGUUCCAGAGGAGCAGAAGGAAGUUUUGAAAGUGAAAGAAGAAGACUAUACUUGGGAACAGCAAUCCAGCCAACCAGAAAACAACUGUUUUACCCAGGAGACCUCUCGGCAACGUUUCAGACAGUUUUGCUACCAGAAGACAACCAGCCCUCGAGAGGCUUUGAGCCAACUAUGGGUGCUUUGCUAUCAGUGGCUGAGGCCUGAGAUGCAUACAAAGGAGGAGAUUAUGGAGCUGUUGGUGCUGGAGCAAUUUCUUACUGUCCUGCCCCAGGAGCUCCAGGCCUGGGUGAGGAAGCGGUUCCCACAAAAUGGAGAAGAAGUAAUUACUAUAUUGGAGGAAUUGGAGCAACAAUUGAAUGAACCUGGACGGCAAAUUUCAGUUCUUUCACAAAGACUAGAACACUCAGAGGAGACCAAGCAUCAAGGAGCAUCCCAGGAGUCACAAAGCUUCCAGCUGAAGUGUGAAUCUCAGGAUCCCUAUCUUCUCCAAGAGAAUGCUGUCCCUGUUUCGAAGAUUUCUUCUCAUCACCAGGGGGAACUCCUCAGGAACCAGACAGUGGUAUCAGUUUUUAAUUCUACUCAAUCCCAGACAUCAGUGAAGACUGAGGAAGAAGUGAAGUUCCUUGUUUCAGAAGAGUGGCAAUGUUUUGACUCAGCUCAAGAGAAUACAUGUCGGAAUGUGGCACUGAAGAAUUUUAGGAACCUUGACUUGCUAAUUUGGGACUUUCCAGGAUUUCGACCUCUGCCCUUCCCAGGCUCAGAAUCAGAACCACUGCCACUAUCUACUUGCAAGAGAGCGAAACGAGAUGCAGUAGUGGGAACAGAACUGAUUACAGCUGAAGCCAUUGUAAAGAUGCCUCUCUUAAGAAAAGUCUAUCAGAGAAUAAUUCCUCAUCCGUGA